Molecule: messenger RNA, 1693 nt
Organism: Trichogramma pretiosum
Lineage: Eukaryota; Metazoa; Arthropoda; Insecta; Hymenoptera; Trichogrammatidae
Product: guanine nucleotide-binding protein subunit beta-like protein 1
Exons: 5
Coding region: 582-1535 (317 amino acids)
Molecular function (GO): protein binding
Source: RefSeq, a predicted model, not a curated record
CCCCCAUGCUCGAUAACAAACUCACAAAUGCUAUUCUAAUGUCUAUUCAUUCGACGAAUUAUCGCGAGGGUUUUUAUUUUAAUCGUCCACGCGCAUCUUUCGACUUUUUAUUUUUGUAUGCGUAAUCAUGAUCCUUGUUCUUUUCUUGACCUAUAUUCGUCAAAGUUGUUUUUUUUCUCCCCUUCGAUGGACCACCCAGUGAAUUCACUUUUCAAGGUUUCUGUUUCAAAUUACAACGUGCAAAAGAUAUCUAUAAUCGAACGAUAGUUUGUUUUUCCUACAUCCCGGAAUAGUUUAUGCAUAAGUGGCGCGCAAGCUCGCAUAUUUUAAUGUGUACAGCUUGUGAUAAAAUGCAAUUGCCGCUCAAGGUGCUCUUGAAUCAUUGUUUAUCUUUUCAUGUACCAAACGAAUACGCAUCGUAACAUGAACACAAUUGUUUUUGCAGGUCUCAGUGAAUCUCUUAUCAAUCCGUCAGCGUGCCCACGUGAGCCUCCCGUCUUCUGCCUAGCGUUCCAGGGAUUCAACAUCAUUGUCCACUUUCAUCUCUUCGUUUUUUCAUAAUCAACAAAAAGAUCAUCGACAUGGCAAUUCUUCCACCUGAUCCCGCCUACAUUUUGAAAGGAGACAUGGGCCCCGUCCACAGUCUGUUGUUUCGAGUUUCACCGUACAUCGAACAUCUAUAUGCUGGUACAGAAUCGGGCAAAGUUCAUAUUUGGGAUUUGAGAAAAAAUCGAGAGGUUUCGAAAAUAAAUGCUUCUAAUGAAACAUGCCUUGCUAUGCAUGCUAUUGGUCAUGAAAAUCUUGUGACUCAGAGCAAAGGUGGAGCUAUCCAUGUUUGGAAAGCUGAUGAUUCAAAUUGGAUUUUGGAUAAGUCUGUCGAUACAGGUUAUUGCGGUUUUUGUCGUUGUCAAGUAUCAGCAGAUGAUUCGAUUUACAUACCACUUAAUGAUUCUAAAAUUGGUUUAUUUUCUUUAAAAACAUUACAAACUGAAGUUGAAUUGAACCCUUUGAUUUCGAAAAUGGACUCUCUUGGGCAUGUUAUGGCUAUUAAACCCUGCAUGGAUGAGUCAAAAAACGUAUUGGUUGCUUAUGAUGGUGGUGUCAUGGCUUUGUGGGAUAUUCGUUCAAAGAAAAUGUUAUCGUUUAAAGAAGUUGAGCAGUGUCCCAUGUGUUUUGAUUUCAAUUCAACUCUAAAUUUGGGUUUUAUUGGAAGUCCUUGUGAUAAUAUAGAAGUAUUUCAAAUUGCAGAAGAUUAUGAGCUCAUUGAAAAAAAAAAAUUACCUUUAAAAAAUCCAGGAACUGCUUCCAUUGCCAUAAGACCUGAUAUGAGAGUAUUUGCUGCUGGAGGAUGGGAUAGUUGUAUCAGAAUAUAUUCAAUGAAAACUUUGAGGCCACUUGCAGUUUUAAAUCAACAUAAAGCUACAAUUAAUGAAAUUGUUUAUUCAACUUCUAAGGUUGAUGCUUAUAACAGUAAGUGCCUAAUGGCUGCUGGUGGCAAAGACGGAAAUAUUUCUUUGUGGAGUCUUUAUAACUGAUGAAAAGAAAAAGCAGAAAAUAUAUUUUGAAUAUGAUUGAUUUUUAUAGUACAAACUUUAGGAAGAAAAGGCUAUUUUUUUGGAUAUGAAAUAUUAUUCGUUUUAUCCAAAUUGAACUUUUUUAAAAUUUAUUUUUUAAAUUAGAAUCAGGUACAAUU